CGCUCACCAACGUGGCAUCGCUCACGCACCGGAAAAUCGUGAAAAACUCGCAGAAAAUUCACGUUUACUCCAACCGCAUCGUCCAUCCGUUUCGGGGUUUUAAUUUAAUUAAUUAAAUUUCAUCGACCUAUUCACCGGUGGUGGUACUAAUCGCCGUGCGCUGUAAGAAUAGUCACUAAAAGACACACGGUGGUUUACUUGUGGUACGUUGUUGAAGUGCGUGUUUUCCUUUUCUGUUCGAACGGCGUGUAAGUGAAAAGAUAAAAAUUGUGAAAUUAAUCUGAAAAGGGAGAGUGAAGGAGUCGUAAACAGCGAGAGGUUAUCCGUGAAUGGACACUUUAAAUUAACACUGAGUUGAUGCUCGGUGCGGCGUGACCAAUCGGAUCGGCUCGUGCGAGAACCGCUGAUCUCUAUUUAACCGCUUACAGUUGAAGUACUCCGGGAGCUAUUAAUUUAUCUUUAUCGGAACGAAAUGAACCUUGGAAUAAUUCUGAAACGAACAUCACUACCAGCCAUUGGUCGACAAUUUAAAUAAACCGUGAUUAAACUAAUCUGAAAUGUGUUUCGCGAGUAAACAUUCGAUGGUUCAAGGAAGCGUUCGAGUAAAACCUUUGAUGCGGGAGUGAAAAUGACGUGUACUGCGGAUUGCAUGAAGCAGAAUUGAAGGCGCACAAUCUGGUACCGAAGUGCGCGAGAGAGCAGUGUGCAGUGCGGGUUGCACGAGCCCCGAUCAAAGGUGCUUAACCUAAAACCGUAUGAUGCCGACUGUGUGAGCAGCGACUGAAGGUUUUCCAUCUCAAACUUUGAGAUGUGUAGUGGGGGUUGCGUGAGCCCUGAUUUAAGGCGUUCGAAUUAGAACCGUGAUGGUGUGUGUAGUGCGGGCUGCGUGAGCCCCGAUUGUAGGCGUUUCGGAAACAGUGGCGAUGGCGGAUCAAGGCGGUGGUGUUGUGGAGCACCGGUUCGUGAGCCGUCGGCCAGUGAGGACAAACAUAAAACGCCAGAGCGAGUCGUCGAGCUCCUCACCGAUCAAAUCCAUGAGCUCCUUCUCAUCGCUGUCCCCCUCCUCGUCCAUCGAGAAGCCGGAUCCACCGCCGAACAAGAACCCGAACCAGCUAUACGAAGCCACCGACCUCAAUUGUAAGGUUAUGCUCCUUGGUGACUCUGGCGUCGGGAAAACAUGCCUCCUGGUUAGAUUCCGGGAUAAUUGUUUUCUUUCCGGAAACUUCAUCUCCACUGUUGGCAUCGACUUUCGGAAUAAAGUCGUGCAAGUGGACGAUGCUAAAGUCAAGUUACAAAUUUGGGACACGGCUGGCCAAGAGAGGUUUCGGAGUGUCACCCACGCUUAUUAUAGGGAUGCCCACGCGCUUCUCCUUCUGUAUGACGUCAGCAACAAGACGAGUUUUGACAACAUACGAGCCUGGUUAGGCGAAAUCAAAGAAUACGCUCAAAAUGACGUUGUGAUCAUGCUCCUAGGGAAUAAAGCGGAUUGUGCGGCGAGCGAGCGACUCGUUAGGAAAGAGGACGGCGAGAGACUGGCCCGGGAAUAUCAUGUGCCUUUCAUGGAGACAUCCGCCAAGACCGGCCUCAACGUUGAACUCGCUUUCAUGGCCAUCGCCAGAGAUUUACUAGCAAGAAAAACUGGUGAUAAAGACGGAGCGGCAUUCAACGUCCAGGAUUAUGUUCGCGAAAAAACGCAGAAGGUCACAUGUCCUCAGUGCAACACUUGAACAAUUUUCACAAAAUCAACUCGAUGCUCUAAAAUCAAAACACAUUUUGGAUAUGCAGUGUAUAAUCAAUAUUGGUUGGAUCGAGAUUUUUAGAUAGGGACCAAAUGUUUUGGCUUUCAGGAACAGAAUGGGCGUAUUUACACUAAAUUAAAGAACUAUAUGUAUAGUAAUUGAGUAAAUCAAAAGAAACAGUGUACAUGGUACACUUCAUAGUUCAAACUUUCGUUCAUACUUUUUCGUACCUACAUAUAUUUCAAUGCAUUUAUAAAUAAUUCAUUUUACAUACGUCCACAUAUCUGUUGUUGAUUCUCUACGCAGUGCAGAUAUGCACUUUUAUAAAUACGUCUAUAAACUAGAUAUUUUCUAAACUCGGUCCGGCAGAAAAAAAAAGUUAGUCAUGACGGCGGUUAAAACCUGAAAGCAGGGAUCGUGAUUUGAGAAUUUGUGAGUAUCCCUUAACUUAAGUUUUCUAACGAAAUAUCCAGUGAAUGGCUAUGUUUAUAGUGAUAUUAAAGAAACAAUUUAUUAAAAAUUCAUUAGCAGUGGUACCUGACCUGGUCAUGAGGUAAUCUUACAAGACGGAGGCAUUUUUCAGUUAACGGCAGGUUUUCGUUAUAAGGAGAUCUCUUGAUGCGCAUUCCUUGUGGUAAAAACGGAAGUUCUUUUUGUUCAGACCGGUUUUCAGGCAUAAAGAAAAUCCGUUAUAACUUUGUAUCUGUGCCAGUACAGUUGCACCUGGUCAUAAUGGAAUAUCGAACGGCGAAGAAUUGUUCCCAUUAAACACAGGUUAUCAUUUUCAUUACGGGAAGGUUCAUGAAUGCGCAUUUGUAAUGACGAUUUCAAGGGAAAAUUCCCCUUUAUAAUAUUUUUAGAUACGCUUGAUACAACCUAAACGUGUGAAAGCGUUAAUCAUGUUUUACAUCCCAA
Bemisia tabaci is the source of this 2654-nucleotide messenger RNA. NCBI's taxonomy places the organism in Eukaryota, Metazoa, Arthropoda, Insecta, Hemiptera, Aleyrodidae. The record is from RefSeq and is a predicted model, not a curated record.